Molecule: messenger RNA, 5431 nt
Organism: Tupaia belangeri chinensis (Chinese tree shrew)
Lineage: Eukaryota; Metazoa; Chordata; Mammalia; Scandentia; Tupaiidae
Gene: ZBTB33
Product: zinc finger and BTB domain containing 33
Exons: 2
Coding region: 451-2475 (674 amino acids)
Biological process (GO): regulation of transcription by RNA polymerase II
Molecular function (GO): protein binding; RNA polymerase II cis-regulatory region sequence-specific DNA binding; DNA-binding transcription factor activity, RNA polymerase II-specific
Source: RefSeq, a predicted model, not a curated record
AAGGCAAGGGUCUAGGGCGUUACUGUCGAUUUUGCACUGCUGUAGGUCUUAUAAACACCUACACUUAGGCUACAUUCAAUUUAUAUAAAAAAAAAGUAUCUUCAGUAAAAAUUAACCUUUGCCUACUAUAACAUAUUUAUAAACUUUCUCAUUUUCUAACUUUUUGGCUCUUAUUAUAACACUUAGCUUAAAGCACAAAUACAUUGUUCACCUGUGCAAAAAUAUGUUUGUCUUACCCCAUAAGCACUUUUCUGUUUUUAAAUCUUUUACUUUUUACACUUUUUUUGUUUAAAAAGCAAUGCACAUUAACCUGGGCCUACACAGGGUCAAGAUCAUCAGUAUCACUGUCUUCCAUCUCUACAUCUUGUCCCACUAGCAGGGCCAUGAUGAACAAAAGAACAUGAGAGUAAACCAUACGCGGGAGAAAAUGAUGCAAUCAAGAGACUUGGCAUGGAGAGUAGAAAACUGAUUUCUGCUACAGACAUUCAAUAUUCUGGCAGUCUGCUGAACUCCUUGAAUGAACAACGUGGCCACGGACUCUUCUGUGAUGUUACUGUUAUUGUGGAAGACCGAAAAUUUCGAGCCCACAGGAAUAUUCUUUCAGCUUCUAGUACAUACUUCCAUCAGCUCUUCUCAGUUGCCGGGCAAGUUGUUGAACUGAGCUUUAUAAGAGCAGAGAUCUUUGCAGAAAUUCUCAAUUAUAUCUAUAGUUCUAAAAUUGUCCGUGUUAGAUCAGAUUUACUUGAUGAGUUAAUUAAAUCAGGGCAGUUAUUAGGAGUGAAAUUUAUAGCAGAGCUUGGUGUACCAUUGUCACAGGUUAAAAGCAUCUCAGGUACAGCUCAGGAUGGUAAUGCUGAAACCUUACCUCCUGGUUCUAGUGACAAGGACCUUGUAAUACAAAAGUCAAAAGAUGAAGCCCAAGAUAAUGGGGCUACUAUAAUGCCUAUCAUAACAGAGUCUUUUUCAUUAUCUGCUGAAGAUUAUGAAAUGAAAAAGAUCAUUGUUACUGAUUCAGAUGAUGAUGAUGAUGAUGACGAUGAUGUCAUUUUCUGCUCUGAGAUUCUGCCUGCAAAGGAGACUUUGCCGAGUAACAAUGCAGUGGCACAGGUCCAGCCUAAUGCUAGUCCUGUUGCUAUUUCAGAUGUUGCACCUUGUGCUAGCACUAACUCUCCCCCUUUAACAAAUAUAACACCUACUCAAAAACUUCCUACUCCUGUGAAUCAGGCAACUCUAAGCCAAACUCAAGGAAGUGAAAAAUUGCUGGUAUCUUCAGCUCCAACACAUCUGACUCCCAACAUUAUUUUGUUAAAUCAGACACCACUUACACCACCAAAUGUCAGUUCUUCACUUCCAAAUCAUAUGUCCUCUUCAAUCAGUUUACUUGUGCAGAAUCAGCAGACACCAAACAGUGAUGCUUUAACAGAAAACAAGGCCAGUGAAGAGGAGGAGGAGGAAAUUAUAGAUGAUGAUGAUGACACUAUUAGUUCCAGUCCAGACUCAGCAGUCAGUAAUACAUCUUUGGUCCCACAGGCUGAUACCUCCCAAAAUACCACUUUUGAUGGAUCAUUGGUACAGAAGAUGCAAAUUCCUACACUUCUGCAAGAACCACUUUCCAAUUCUUUAAAAAUUUCAGAUGUAAUUACUAGAAACACUAAUGACCCAGGCUUAGGAUCAAAACAUCUAACGGAGGGCCAGAAGAUCAUAACUUUAGAUACAGCUACUGAAAUCGAAGGCUUGUCAACUGGUUGCAAAGUUUAUGCAAAUAUUGGUGAAGAUACUUAUGACAUAGUGAUCCCUGUCAAAGAUGACCCUGAUGAAGGGGAAGCCAGACUUGAGAAUGAGAUACCAAAAACAUCUGGUAGUGAGACGGCAAAUAAACGUAUGAAAGUAAAACAUGAUGAUCACUAUGAGUUAAUAGUAGAUGGAAGGGUCUAUUAUAUAUGUAUCGUGUGCAAAAGGUCGUAUGUCUGUCUGACAAGCUUGCGGAGACAUUUUAACAUUCAUUCUUGGGAGAAGAAGUAUCCAUGCCGUUAUUGUGAGAAGGUGUUUCCUCUUGCAGAAUAUCGCACAAAGCAUGAAAUUCAUCACACAGGGGAGCGAAGGUAUCAAUGUUUGGCCUGUGGCAAAUCUUUCAUCAACUAUCAGUUUAUGUCUUCACAUAUAAAGUCAGUUCAUAGUCAAGAUCCUUCUGGAGACGCGAAGCUUUAUCGUUUACAUCCUUGCAGGUCUUUACAGAUCAGACAAUAUGCUUAUCUUUCUGAUAGGUCAAGCACUAUGCCUGUAAUGAAGGAUGAUGGUAUUGGGUAUAAGGUCGAUGCUGGAAAAGAACCUCCAGUGGGGACCACAUCUACUCCUCAAAACAAGCCAAUGACCUGGGAAGAUAUUUUUAUUCAGCAGGAAAAUGAUUCCAUUUUUAAACAGAAUGUAACAGAUGGCAGUACUGAGUUUGAAUUUAUAAUACCAGAAUCUUACUGAAUUCCUUUGAAAUAUCAGAAAGUUUUGGUUUGGAUUAAGGGGCAGGGGUUUCAGAAGACCUGUAAAACAAAUUAAGGUGAAAACAAGUUAAUUUGAUCUGCUACAUAAUCUGAAGGUAGUCUAGUUGGAUUAUUUGUUGAUGAUUUUUAGAAGCAAAGUUUUCUGAGAGUUUGAGUAGAAAGUGAGAAGUCCCCCCACCCAUGUAUCUGUUUAUAUAGUUAGCUUUCAGCUCAUUUUAAAGAGACAAAAAUGCUUGGAGAGAUAGUUUUCUGAAUAGAAUUUUGAAGCAGUCUGAAUGUUCUUUGAAAAUAACUGGAGUUACUAGCAUACCCUAGUACAUCUUACAAUUUUCCCCUUCCAUGUUAGCACUUUACUGCUAAAUUCUCAAUUUUCUUAACAUUGAGACUAUAAAUGUGUGUUGUGUCUUGUAUAUGGCAUAAAACGUAAACAAGAACUUCUAAAGUUGUUCUGGAAAAUUUCAGGAUAAGUCUCCGCUUGGUUGUAUAUUCUGUUAGUCCAGAUGGAUUGCAACCUCUUCCCCCAAGAAGAUAGCCAUGCAGACAAGUUUCUCAUCUAAAGAAAAGAAUUAGUUUUAGCUAAUUAGAAUUAAUCCUUGCUUUUAUCGCCAUAGUCUGAAAAAGACUUUGGUGGCUAGACCACUGUGUGCUUUUGCAGUGUGGUCUCUGUGGGGGUUGGGGAGAGAAAAGCAAAUCUCCAUGAUGCAGACAGGAGGAGAUAAGUUCUGUUGCAAUUAUUUUUAGUUCUGUGCUCUUACAUGCUAGAGGCAGAGAAUGGGAUUGAAUGGAGAUUUCAUUUUUACUCAUUAUGGUUAAAAAUAUUCCUGUGAAAUUUUUCAAAUUUUGACUGAAAGCCACCAAAUGAAUCUUUAUGUAUAAAUCUUUGUAAAUGAUAGAUUCCACGGAAGAGACUCCUACAUAUUUUGGGAGGAGGAGGCUACCGGCAUAUAUUUUAAAAUGUUCAUAUUUCUUAGAAUCUCCAAUAGAAAAUUUUCAUUUAAAAUAGUUGAAUCAGUGAUCUAAUAUUUUCCUUUCAGUAAGAUCUUUUAGGUUUUGACCCCUUCUGAAAUAAGUUCCAUUCAAUCUGCAAAUUGUUGCAAUUUUAUAGCAAUCAGAAAUUAUAGGAAUGUUAUAUAGGCUCAUCAAUUCCCAUUUAUCUUGACAACAAUAAAUAUUACCUUCCUUUUAAAAUGACAUAUAUUUAAACACUUAGAAAAUAACAUUAAAACUUACUGAAGCGUGAGUUACUAAAGAAAGCAGGUUGGAACAAUACAUAGCCUAGCAUUUAUAAGUGAAUUAACUUGUUGAACUUCUGUAAAUGAUUUUUUUUUGCAAAGGAAAGAAUUAAUAGAUACUGAAAAAGAUCGUUGUGCAUAGUUAUUAGUCAUUUGUAACCUUGCUUAAAUAUUUCUUAGUUCAGCGUAGAUACCUUCUUUCUCCUUACCAUGUAUUUUUAAAAAUAGUCUACUUCUUGACUUUGAACUUAAAGCUUUAAUCAUAAUUUCUCAUGUAUACAUCAUUCUUCUGAUGGUAAACUAGAUUUGAAGAUAAUGGUUUUAGUGUUUUUUUUUUUUUUAUGUUGGUAGCUGAGGGUAUCAGGCAUCAGUAUUUGUAAUAAUACAAGGAAAAAGAAAACCCUUUGCUUACCAAGGGGUAGAGUGAUAUAUUUUUAUCUGUUUUCUGUUCAGUGAGUCUAGACCUUCAAACCAUUUUGUAAAUUAACCCUUGGAAAAUUUUAAAUUACCUUAUAACUUAAGAUUCUGUGAUCUCUGGAUUCAAAAUAUCUGUUUCCUUACUGUGUAGAUAUAGAUAGCGUUACUCUUUGACUAUAAGGUGCAGUCUGACAUGUUCUCAGUGGAAUUUGUUUGAGUUUCAUUAAUGCUAUUUCACCAGUUAGACAUAAUUAUUCUACCAAUGUUAAUAAUACUGAUGCCAGCAGAGCUUCCAGACCUUUCAGAUUCAACUGCUAGAUAAAUUAGUUUGUCAUAAUAAAACUUGGUCAUUUCUGCAAGCUUAUUAUGACAAACCAGCAAUUCUAUAAUAGAAAACUAUCCAUUCUGAAUAAUAUGGAUAUAAUUAUUUGCUGCUGCUGUGCUCUGUGUAAAUUCUGAAUAUGUUAAACUCUCUGCCUACUAAAGGUGUCUUCUGGAGUUUGUUGGGAGGUGGACAACUGGAAAAUUAAAUUGUAUUUUUGCCAGAAGACUCUUCCUUGCAUGUGUCUCAGGGUCUUCAGUUUUUCUGGAUGUUUCCAUAUCCAAAGCUCAGAGUUCAUAUGAAAUACUCUUUUGGGUGAAUACUCUUUAUUCCUGGUAUUUAUCAGAUUGGAAAUCUUAGCAAGAUGCUGUUUAAAAUUUAUUGGGGGGUUUUCUACUUUCUACUUAGCUUUUUGGCUAUUGAACUUGCUUUUUUAAAAUUUUCUUUCAAGUUGGCUUUCAAAUUUGCUUCUAUGCUAAAUGACCUGUAAAUAUUCUGGAUAGGAAUUGUUUGAAUUAGUAAUUUGCUAAACAAAAUGACAAAAUUAAAAGAACUCUUAACUAAGCAGAACUACUAAAAGAUCAUAGCAAUCUUGCAAGACUAACUUUAAGAUAUAUUUUAAAUGAUUAUUAUAAUUUCGGUGGUAAUAAUCCCCCACAUACCACCCUGAAGAAAUGAUGCCACAUUUUUCCGUUGUACCAAAAAAGAUAAAUGGUUAACAUUGAUUGAAGUAUUUUGUAUUGUCAAGGCAUGCAUAUUCUAAAGAAUUAAAUGCUAAUUCAACAGCACUGGCUUCUUCGCCUCUGUCAGUCACAUGAAACCUUGUUCAUUUCUCCCAAUACUGUGAUGCUUAUACUUAUACAAUCUUCCCUAACGUGACUUCUUAAGUUCUACUUUUCAUUAACCAUUAUCUGAUAUUAGUUCGUAGGGCUUCUUAUGGCGAAAAUAAAAUGUUUUAAUUCUCA